UCCGAACUGACAGUUUGGCGCAGUUUGAAGGAAUCGUGAAAUUUUUAUGGAUGAUCGGAAUGUUUAGACCGCUCGGGACGUUUUCAUUAUCGAAACAUACGUUGGAUUUACUUACAAAGAAUGGAUUCACUUACUUGGAGGAUAUCCAGAAAGCUCCAGAAGCUGCGAGGCGGUUCGUGGAUGUGGAUGAAUUGAUGAAAACUUGUACCCCUUCAACCACUCUAUCAGCCCUGGAUCAUUGGCAGGCAGAACUGCUCUGUCAGCGGGUCACAACAUUCAGUAAAGCAUUGGAUGCACUCUUGGAUGGUGGGUUUCCCUGCGGAAGUAUUACAGAGCUUUGUGGUGCACCGGGGACAGGAAAGACACAGAUUUGCUUCCAACUGUGUAUAACAACUCAGUUGUGCCAAGAAAAGGACGGUCUAGAUGGUAGAGUCCUCUUCAUCGACACCAGGAACGGAUUUUCCAGUCGUCGCCUCCAGGAAUUGAUUGAAGGAUGCCAACACGAUUUUCCCGACUUAAAUGGUAAACUGAAAGAUUUUCUAGAAGGCGUUACGAUAGUUUCCAUACGCACAGCACAAGAGUUAUAUUCGACAAUUGGAAACAUGCGGGAAUAUUUAGAGGACAACAAUCGUCAUCGAGUCAUUAUAAUUGACAGUCUGUCUCUUCCUGUAUUAUGCACGAUAGAAGAUACUGUUUUGAGGUAUAAGUUCUACUUCAAAAUUUUCGACGAACUGCAGAAAGUAGCUUCGGAGUAUAACAUCGCGGUAGUAAUUGUUAAUGAAUUGACCACUCAAGUGGAUUCAAAGGGGAACAUCGGGUUUGCUAGUGGUGGUGGACAGGCGGUGGCUCAUAGAUGCCAGAGGAGACUGAUGUUGGCUCGUCUCAAUGAUACGACAUUCGCAGCGAAAAUUCUGAAGUCCCCCAUUUUGUCACAAACCUCAAAAACUUUUCAGGUAACUGCAAAUGGAAUCAGGAAUUGAUUAAAAUAUGAAGAAAAACUACGAAAAUAGUAAAAGUUUAUUUUUUUUCAAAUUGAAGGUCGUCAGAGACGUCAAAACAAAUUGAAUGUGAUAAAAUAGUUUGUACCGAUGCAUAUAACUAUGAGGAUUAUGUAAAAAUAGACAAAUUUGGGUAC
Molecule: messenger RNA, 1135 nt
Organism: Diachasma alloeum
Lineage: Eukaryota; Metazoa; Arthropoda; Insecta; Hymenoptera; Braconidae
Gene: Rad51c
Product: DNA repair protein RAD51 homolog 3
Exons: 7
Coding region: 51-980 (309 amino acids)
Biological process (GO): DNA repair; meiotic DNA recombinase assembly; reciprocal meiotic recombination
Cellular component (GO): Rad51B-Rad51C-Rad51D-XRCC2 complex; replication fork; Rad51C-XRCC3 complex
Molecular function (GO): ATP binding; crossover junction DNA endonuclease activity; ATP-dependent DNA damage sensor activity
Source: RefSeq, a predicted model, not a curated record